Messenger RNA from Rangifer tarandus platyrhynchus (Svalbard reindeer), 930 nucleotides. The record is from the annotation of a GenBank genome assembly. NCBI's taxonomy places the organism in Eukaryota, Metazoa, Chordata, Mammalia, Artiodactyla, Cervidae.
AUGUCUCGGAAUCUCAGGGAUUCAGACAGCGCAGCGGCCUGCCUCAUGGGCGGCCCCGGGAUGCCACGCUUCCUUGGGGACAGAAGAGAAGCAGAGACAGACACACGGAGAAGCCACGUGAGGAUGGAGCAGAGCUGGAGCGGGGAGUCUACCCGCCAAGGAACCGCGCAGCCUGCCUGCGGCUGCCGGAACCAGGAGGAGGCCUGGGACAGCGCUCCUGGGCAGCCACAGAAGGAGCCGACCCUGCCGACGCGGGACCUCAGACUGCAGCUUCUGAAGGCGCUCCUUGGCAUCGGGGCCGUUCACCGACUGGCCCACUUUGCCCGGAGCUCCGAUGUGCGUCGUCACCCUGACGGGGUCUCUGUGGUUCUGGCCCUGCAGAGCCCGCCGCCCAGAGCCCUGCAGGCUGAGGGCAGCCGGGCCGAGGUGCCCGCCCAGGCCGAGGGGCCCAGCACUGUGGCUGCUCUGCCGCGCCCCGUGGCUGGCCAGGAUGGCGGCUCUCGCUGCGUCGCCCACCUUGUCCGGGGCCCCUGGGAGAAUCGCCUCGUGCUGGGUAUCCCCUGGGCCCUGACCUUCCUCCCCUUCAAGCCUGCCAACCCGCCCCCACGAGCCGGGCAGCAGGAGCCCUGCAGAGGAGGGGGCGGCCAGCAGGCCCGGAGGCGCAGAGCCGGGCACGAGACAGGGGCAGCCGGUGGGCCUGGGGGACGCCCCGCGUGCAAGCUGGAGCCUCUGAGCGGUGACUCCGCGGGCCUGUCGGGUCCUUCAGCAGCUCACUUCAGCUCCUUCCUUUCUCAGCCCCUUCUCGCGGGCGCCGUCGCACUGAGCAGCCCCCAGCCGCACCCCAGACGCAAGCCAGACCCGCCGGGGCCUCGAGGAGCUGAGGGUCCUUGGUCAUGCCUCGUCUGUGGUGUGGCUGUGCCCGGUGGUUGA